This is a messenger RNA of Chaetomium strumarium, 2907 nucleotides long. RefSeq names its product mitochondrial phenylalanyl-tRNA synthetase-like protein. Gene Ontology annotation, cellular component: cytoplasm. Lineage: Eukaryota; Fungi; Ascomycota; Sordariomycetes; Sordariales; Chaetomiaceae. The coding region runs from base 1 to 2907 and encodes 968 amino acids. Gene Ontology annotation, molecular function: phenylalanine-tRNA ligase activity; ATP binding; argininosuccinate synthase activity. The transcript has 10 exons. The record is from RefSeq and is a predicted model, not a curated record. Gene Ontology annotation, biological process: urea cycle; phenylalanyl-tRNA aminoacylation; L-arginine biosynthetic process.
AUGUCUAAAGGCCGUGUUUGUCUCGCCUACUCUGGAGGUACGCAUUUCUAUACACUUGCAAUUCUCGCUUGCCUCGACACCUCCACCAUCCUGAAAUGGCUCAUUCUCGAGGGCUACACCGUUGUGUGCUUCCUCGCCAAUGUCGGUCAGGAGGAGGACUGGGCCGCAGUCGAAAAGAAGGCCCUUGCACUGGGCGCCGAGCGGAUGGUCAUUGAGGAUCUGCAGCGCGAGUUCGUCGAGGAGCUCGUUUUCCGCGCCAUUCAGUGCAACGCUAUCUACGAGGACCGCUACCUCCUCGGCACCUCCCUGGCUCGCCCCGUAAUCGCACGGGCUCAGGUCCGCGUUGCCCAGCAAUACAACUGCGACUACCUCAGCCACGGCUGCACUGGCAAGGGCGUCCGCUUCGAGCUUGCCUUCAAGGCUUGCAACCCCUCGAUGAAAGUAAUCGCUCCGUGGAGGCUGCCCGAGUUCAUCCAGAAGUUCCAAGGCCGUGCCGAUCUCCUCAAGUUCGCCGCCGAGAACAACAUUCCCGUCUCCUCUAGCCCCAAGGCGCCGUGGAGCAUGGACGACAACCUAGUCCACUGCUCAUACGAGGCUGGCGUCCUUGAGGACCCCGACCACACCCCUCCCAAGGAGCUCUGGACCCGCACGGUCGAUCCCACCGAUGCUCCCGACAAGCCAUACAAUUUCACCAUCCACUUCGAGAAGGGUAUCCCCGUCAAGGUGGUGACUCCUGACGGCGAGGCCACCGACUCGGUGGAGUUGUUCAAGCUACUCAACAAGAUCGGCCACGAUAACGGUGUCGGCAGAGUCGAUAUUGUGGAAAACCGCUUCAUCGGCCUCAAGAGCAGAGGCUGCUACGACACUCCUGGCCUUACUAUUGCCCGCCUUGCUCACCUCGAUCUUGAGGGUUUGGUUAUGGACUCCAAGGUUCGCAAGCUGCGUGACCAAUUCGUGACUCUCGAGUGGUCGCACUGCCUCUACAAUGGCAUGUACUUCAGUCCCGAGCGCGAGUUCCUCGAGAAUUCGAUUAUCUUCUCCCAGAGGAACGUUAGCGGCCAGGUCCGCAUGUCGGUCUACAAGGGCGCCGCAUACGUCCUGGGCCGCUCGAGCGAUGCUAGCAACCUGUACUCACAGGAGGACGCUUCCAUGGAUUCCCUCGACACCUUCUCGCCCAUGGACACCACCGGUUUCAUCGCUAUCCAAGCCAUCCGCCUGGAGAAGUACGGCCUCCAGAAGAUCAAGGAUGGCGAGCCGCUCAGCAACCAUUGGUUGACCAAUAAUGAAUCUCCGGAAGACAGCCAAUUGGCGAUGUCAUCAUGCAGACUGACCCCUAGCCGCAAUCCAAACUUCAGCAUGAUCGGGCCACGGUGCCUUGCGGGCGCCGUCUGGCAGCGUGCUGGAGGGCACUCUAGUGUGACGCUGUUCCUACGCCAAGGCAGCCGACUAAGCAGCGUGCCGGUUCAACGUUGCUGGCGAGCAGCGUACUCUUCAGACUCUACACCUUCGCCUUCAACCGGCACCACAACUCCCAGGACCGUUGAGAUCAACGGCAAGGCGUACACGACUGAUGCGUGGUUCAAUGUUUCCUCUACCGUCCUCAAUUUGACCUCGCGAAAACUGCACCUCCAGAAAGACCACCCAGUAGCGAUCACCCGGAAGAUCGUGGAAUCUGUCUUUCCGGGACCUACCUACAAGUACUACAAUGAAUUCGACCCAGUGGUGUCAACCUACGAGAACUUUGACUCGCUCGGCUUUCCCCCGGACCACCCGGGCCGCGCUCGUUCCGACACAUACUACAUCAACAAGGACACGCUGCUACGGACACACACAAGCGCACAUGAGGCGGAGAUAUUCCGAGCCCGCGAAAGCGGCGGCUACCUGAUCAGCGCCGAUGUUUACCGCCGCGAUGAAGUCGACCGCAGCCACUACCCCGUCUUCCACCAGAUGGAGGGCGCUCGGGUGUGGGACAGGACCAAAGUCCCCAACGGUGACCUGGCUGCAGCGAUCCGCGAGGAUCUAGCCCGACUUCCAAAGCACAAUGUGCGCGUCGAAGACCCCAACCCGCCGUUCCACCCGGAACGGAACCCCCUCCAGGCCGAGCACCAUACGCCCGAAGAAGCGGCCGCCGUCGCAGCCCACCUAAAACACUCCCUCGAACUAAUGGUCAACGAGAUCUUCUCCCGCGCCAAAGCUGCCACCGCAGCCGCCGCCGGAAAACAGGCCGCGGUCCCCUCUUCCGAGCAACAACAAAGACAACAACAAGAAGAAACCGAACCCCUCCGCGUCCGCUGGGUAGAGGCCUACUUCCCCUUCACCUCGCCGUCCUGGGAACUCGAAGUCUUCUACCAAGGCGACUGGCUCGAGGUGCUGGGCUGCGGCGUGAGCAAGCAGGAGCUGCACAUCAACGCCGGGUCGCCCUCACAGAUCGGCUGGGCCUUCGGCAUCGGGCUGGAGCGCAUCGCCAUGCUGCUGUUCCAGAUCCCGGACAUUCGGCUCUUCUGGUCGCGCGACGAGCGCUUUCUGAGCCAGUUCCGCGGCGUCGAGGACGACCUUGCCAGGCUCAAGCCGUUUGUGCCGUUCAGCAAGCACCCGGCCUGCUACAAGGACGUGUCGUUCUGGCUGCGCGGCACGUCGGCGGCGGGCGGGAACGACAGGAAAGGCAUGGGCGCGGCGGACUGGCACGCCAACGACCUCAUGGAGGUCGUGCGCGAUGUGGCCGGGGACUGUGUGGAGGACAUCAGGCUCGUGGAUGAGUUCAUGCAUCCCAAGACGGGCCGGAGGAGUAUGUGCUACCGCAUCAACUACCGGAGCUUGGAGAAGACGUUGACCAAUGCCGAGACGAACGAGAUGCAUGAGCGGGUGGUGGGCGCGCUGGUGGAGAGGCUGGGGGUGGAGAUUAGGUAG